GAUUAGAAGGUUGCAAAAUGCAUAAAUCUAGAAAAAAACCAUUAUUUUGUAUUUUGAAAAUCACUCAAAUAAUUUUCAGUUUUAAUUCCUGCAGCCUCUUUGAUCCCAUCAGCCUGUGCACUCACACGUACUUGGGCCGCCAAAAUUAAGAAUCAAACCCGUGAAUUCUUCGAAAAGAGUCCAGCUGAUCCAGCUCUGACGUUAUGCGUCGAAACCGCGGACAUUUUAUACACUUUUAGGUUUGCCCGAUUUACCUUUUGACAGAUUAUGCAAAAUCAUACAUACACAUUUUCCCAUUCUUAAAAAGUCAAGAGCAGUACGCCAAUCAGAUCGCGGCAAUAAAACAGUGCUGGACGCUGAUUGGUUGCUUCUAGGAUCCCUAGGGAGUAACGACAAGGAGCCAUAAUAAUAACACGACAUAAAUUUUUAAAUAAUUGAAGUAUAAAUCUAAAGCCUUCUUCUAAGAUCAUGAUCAUAUUAAAUAUACAAUUUAACUUUAAUUUAAAAAACAAAUAAAUAAAGAAAGCCUGGACAAACAGAAAACAGCUAAAAGUUUUCUUCUCCUUGUCGCACACACCACUGCAAAAGGGGGCGGGGAUGUUGAAACUUGAAAGCAGCUGAAGACACAGGACUUCACACCUUCGACACCUUCACAGUAUAUGCAAGAAGUAAGAUCCGCGUAUAACGAAAAGCACUUCUUGGGAAAAGCUUUCUUCGAAGGAAACUAGUCGAGAGAUGCAGCCGCCGAAAGUCAGAAAAGGAAAAACACCCAUUCAAAAGCCGUUGUGCAGACUGUGCGAGUGCCCGACGUCGGACGGCCACGUCCUCGCGUCGCAGGUGGACAGGUUCAAGUUGAGGAAAUGGGCCAUGGAGGUCAUGAACCUGACGGAAGAAGACGAAAACUUGCCAGACGUGGUCGAAGAAGACGCUUUGAUCUGCUAUUUUUGCAUCUGGCAGGCAGAGUUUGGGGAUGAGUCUGGAGACGAGGCUGUCGCUUGGUGGCCGAAAAACCUUGAUUUGGAAGAAAACGCUAGAGUGCUGCGGGAGAAUUAUUCAGUCGGAGAAGUAGAACAGUGUUGGGUGCAGUUGGAAGAGGUUAAUCUGGCAAAAUAUGAAAAGAAAAUAUCUAAGAAGAGAAAAUUGGACAUUGACCUGGCAAAAUACGAAAAGGAAAUCCCUAAAAAGAGGAAAUACGUCAGUGGAGUGUGUAUUUACUGCGGCAACAGAUACGGCCGACUGAUGGUGCACGUCAAGCAGAUGCACAAAGAAGCAAUCAAAUGCGGAAUUCUGGGCUGCACGACUUACUUUCACACCGAGGUGGAAAAAGAGCAGCAUAUGCAGCAGGACAUACACGAGAAAGCUAACAAACCACGAAAAUGCAGCAAAAUUUACUGCAAAUAUUGUCAAAUGAGCAAAUUGUAUUCCUCAUUGGUUUCGUGGAAGUGGCACAUGAAAAGCGUCCAUCCGGAACUUCUGGUGGCGUGCACGCGUAAAGGCUGCCAAGAGUAUUUCAAAUCCAAGUCUGAAAUGAUUCUCCACUUCAACUCGUCCCAUAAACAAUGCAUAAAACGAGAUCUUCUGCUAUGCAAGCAUUGCGAGUUUUUCGCCACGGAUAAGUUUAAUUUGCGAAAACACAUUGAGGGGAGGCACAUGCCAAAGAUCUUCAAAUGCGACAGUUGCGACGCCAAAUUCGGCUCAACAAUGUUAGUGAAUAGACACUUCAAACAAUAUCACACAUUCCACAGGUGCAAAUCUUGUGGCCAGGACGUGACUCUCGGAUACAAGGCGUUCCACACAAAGCCAUCGGUUUGCUCCAGAUGCAAACUCAGUUUUGUGUGCUCGGGUUUGUACCAAUCACAUAGGAAGAAAUGCAAACAAACCCUCCUUAGUUGCAAAGAGUGUGGGAAAUCGUUCUCCAUGAACCACUUGUUGAAUCACCACCUAUUAACUGUUCACAGCAAAACUGAGAUUUGUCGCUGCGACCAUUGCGACUAUUCUACAUUUGACAUGAGAUGCAUGCAGAAUCACAUGAAACGCAAACAUCUUCCCAAGACAAUGAAGUGUGAAUUUUGCAACAAAUUGUAUGGCUCGGAACCAAUUCUCAAGCAUCACAUAUCCGAGGUGCACAGAUUCCUUCGCUGCGUCGAAUGUGAUCAGAAGAUACGCCAUCGAUACAUGAUUAAACACCAGACCGUCAGGACUUGCCGCCGCUGCGAGUGCAAGUUCAAGUGCCGAGGACUUCUUGACAGGCAUAUCAAGAGCUGUGUGCAUGAAAAUAAUAAUUAUUUCUAUUGUGACAAGUGCCCGAAAAUGUAUGUAAAAAAGUUAUCUUUGUAUCUCCAUAUUGUCUCGAAGCACAUUGAAAUAUAAAAUGUGCCAAACUGAGAUGAACAGCUGUAUUCUGAAAAAAUUGCUCUUUUUAUCCCUGUCCGCGGACCGGGAAGAGCAGGAAUGCUGAAACCCGUGUCCCAAUAACACCGCGAACGGAUAUUAUGGGCGCACCAGGCCGCAUAGGGACCCAGCCCACUUCAAGGACCACUUGCCUCCGCACCGAGGACUGCAUUGAAACGCUAGACAUUCGUCCCGUGAAGCCAAAUCACGCAUGCUGGAAAGGUGCAAAGCAGCCCGUUGAGCAAUUUGAGCAUUUCGAGUCACUAAACUAACCACUUUUUGCCAUUUCUGACAUUCAGGUAGCCAGUAUUAGAUCUCCCAACUGCUCAAAUACCUCCCAUUGCUUUGACACUCCUGAGAAUGCCUUAACAAUGCAAGCCAACGGGUUCGCAUUUCGAAUUAUCUUAUUAUGACCUUGUAGAAUAGUGUCCCUUUACGGGUAUUUUACUUCACUUUCCGUUUAGGAUGGUGUUUUGUGUAAAUUUCUUUUCCAAUCUAAUACAUUGCAAUAUUUACAAUUUAUUCUAAGUUUAAAGGUUUUUUUAUUAUAUACAUAUUUAAAUAUUAAGGAAUAUACACAAAAAUCAUGAUUAUAAAAGGCUCUUGACAAAAGCAUAUUAAGAUCUGUGUGCUUGUAUAUAAUAAUGAUUUCCAUCGUGACAUGUGUCCUAAAAUUUUUAGGAAAAAGAAAAUUUUGUAUAGUCAUAUUGUCAGGUAUCACUUUGUAAAAUAAAUUUGUGACGGAUUAAAAUGAAAAGCGGAUUAUGAAAUUUUUUCGUUAUAAAUUUAAAAAAUCCACCAGAAAAUUUGUCCCACUUAUAGUUAUUUUAUUUCAGCUUUGAAUGAGUUUUGUGAAAUUCCAAUAGUUUAGUUUUCAAUCUAAAAAUAUAUUUAAUUAAAUUUUCAUUAAAUUAUAAGGUCCUUUGAAUAAAUAUUUUAAAAUUAAAGCUUUAUACAGAAAAGUUGUAAAAUCCAAGUGAUUAAUUUUCCAAAAAAGUCCAAAAAACGUGAUUUGUUACAUUACAAUCUUUUGUUUUCGGGGUCUUGGCGGGGCCCAAUUUUCGUCAGUUAUUUAAGUCGCGCCGUGAGCCAAAGUAUUAACAAAAAUUAUAUGCGGCUCAGAGACCUGUACAUUUGGCCGAAAAAAAUUUAAUAUGUACCCCAGUAAAUUAUUCAGUACUAUUAGUUCAGCCCUGAAGUUAUGCGUCUUAAGCGAGCGCAUAAUAUGUCGUAUUAAAAUUUUUUCCCGAUUUACCUUUUAACAGACGCAUAUAGAGCGUACCCACUUUCCUGACGCGUAACGAAAUACAAAAAUAACACGAUUCUUAAAUCUUGAGUGCGCCAAUCAGAAUGAAGCAAUCAAAGAGUGCUGAACGCUGAUUGGUUGUCUCUGGAAACAUGAAUGUUAAGACAAAGGAGUUAGUAACACAACAAAAAUGUUUAGGCAUAAAAGUAUUAAUCUAAAGCUCUGUAAGUUCAUGAUAUCAUUAAAUUAAUAAUUCAAUUUAAAAGGUAAUAAAAGAUGAAUAAAACAAGGAAAUAAAGACACCGACCAGUUACUAAUUUUCUUCUCUUUGUCGCACACACCACUGAGAACGGGGGCGGAGUUGUUGAAAGCAGCUGACCAGCUGUUAGCUUGUAAACACUCGACUCGACUUGAGAGGACAAUGCAAGCAGCGAGAUCCGCGUGACAAAUUUUGUUUGUUUGCGACCACCAACUCAAGAAGAGCCUGGGCAUUGAAAUUCAACGAACAUAAAUUUUUGCGAGAAUUAUUUUGGAUAGAGAGUCACUAAAGGAGUCAAGAGAUGCAGCCGCCGAGAGUCAAAGAAGGAAAAAUUCUCAUUCAAAAGCCGCUGUGCCGAUUGUGCGAGUGUCCGACGUCGGACGGCCAUGUCCUCGCGUGGCAGGUGGACAGGUUCAAGCUGAGGAAAUGGGCCAUGAAGAUCAUGAACCUGACGGAAGAAGACGAAAACUUGCCGGACGUGGUCGGAGAAGACGCUUUGAUCUGCUAUUUUUGCAUCUGGCAGGCCGAGUUUGGGGAUGAGUCUGGUGACGAGGCUGUUGCUUGGUGGCCGAAAAACCUUGAAUUGGAAGAAAACGCUAAGGUCCUGCGGGAGAAUUAUUCAGUUGGAGAAGUAGAACAGUGUUGGGUGCAGUUGGAAGAGGUUGAUCUGGCAAAAUACACAAAGCAAUCCCCUAAGAAGAGAAAAUUCGUCAGUGGAGUGUGUAUUUACUGCGGCAACAGAUUAAACGAUCUUAGGCAGCACAUCAGACUGAUGCACAAAGAAGCAAUCAAAUGUGGAGUUCGGGGCUGCGCGUCUUACUUUCACACCGAGGAGGAAAAAGAGCAGCACAUGCAGCAGAAUUUGCACGGGGAAUACAACAAAUCACGGGAAAGCCGGGAAAUAUAUUCCGAAGAAUGUAAAAAAGUCACAUUGUUACCCUCGGUGGAAUCGUGGAGUUGGAAAUUGAAUCGCAACCAGCCUGAACUUCCAGUCGCGUGCACGCAUUUCGGCUGCAAUGAGUAUUUCAAAUCCAAGUCUGAGAUGAUUCUCCAUGUCAACUCGUCGCACAAACAAGCCAUAAAUCAAGAUCUUCUGCAGUGCAAGCAUUGCGAGUUUUUCACCACAAAGCAGUAUGAGUUGCGAAAACACGAAGAGGCGAGACACCUGCCAAAAAUUUUCAAAUGCGGCAGUUGCGAUGCCAAAUUCGGCUCGAAACGGAGAGUGAAUUCGCAUUACAAAAGUUAUCACACGUUCGACAAGUGCAAAUCUUGUGUCCAGGACGUGGUUCACGGAUAUAUAUCACAACACAGAAAGCCAUCGGUUUGCUCCUAUUGCAAAAAAAGAUUCAAGUGCUUGGGUUUGUAUCGGACGCAUAGGAAGAGUUGCCGACAAAACGGUCGCAAAUGCAAAGAUUGCGGACAAUUGUUCACUUCGGGCUGGAAGUUAAGAGACCACAUGAGACUCGUUCACUCCAAAAAAUCGAAAGUGGAGAUUUUUUUCUGCAGCCAUUGUGACUUUUGUUCUUUCCGUAAAGAUAGCUUCCGAGUGCACAUACUAAGCAUCCAUCUUCCAAAGACGGUCAAGUGUGCAGAGUGCAACAAUUUGUUUGCCGCGGAAUCUCUUCUCAAGAUUCACAAGUACAAGUCGCACGAAGACGUUCGCUGCUCCGAGUGUAAUGUUGAGUUGUGCCGCGCAUCCAUGUUUAAACACCGCGCCGUCAAGACUUGCCCCCGCUGCAAUUGCAAGUUUAAGUGCUCAGAAUUAUUUGCAAAUCAUUUAGAGAGCUGCCAGAAUUAAGAUUUUUACAUUGACUGCCUGAAAAUGUUUGUUUUCUCGUUCAUCCUCAGAACUUUGCACAAUGAUCAACGGAUUAAUUUGGUUAAAUAAAAUUAACUGCUUCAAAAAAUUCUUUGCGUAUACUUAAUUAUGACAGCCUACCAGAAUUAAUUUCCUUUGUUAUGUAUUUUGCGAUACAUCAAAUAACAGUUUAAAUAAAUGAGGAGAAUCUACGCCAAUAAGGUUGCAGCAAUCGAAGAACGUUGAACGCUGAUUGGUUGCUUCAAGAAAUACAACUACGAGAGAGUAACGGAAAGGAGAUAAUGAUAUCCCAAUUUAAAUUUUUGCUUAAUUGUGUCUGAACAUAA
This is a messenger RNA of Cloeon dipterum, 6041 nucleotides long. RefSeq names its product PR domain zinc finger protein 5-like. Gene Ontology annotation, molecular function: RNA polymerase II cis-regulatory region sequence-specific DNA binding; DNA-binding transcription activator activity, RNA polymerase II-specific. Lineage: Eukaryota; Metazoa; Arthropoda; Insecta; Ephemeroptera; Baetidae. Gene Ontology annotation, cellular component: nucleus. The transcript has 5 exons. The coding region runs from base 4198 to 5694 and encodes 498 amino acids. The record is from RefSeq and is a predicted model, not a curated record. Gene Ontology annotation, biological process: regulation of transcription by RNA polymerase II.